Molecule: messenger RNA, 795 nt
Organism: Sclerotinia borealis F-4128
Lineage: Eukaryota; Fungi; Ascomycota; Leotiomycetes; Helotiales; Sclerotiniaceae
Source: the annotation of a GenBank genome assembly
AUGGCAACACCUCAACCACCAGCACCAGAAGAAACCCCCUCCAAAACUCCCAAAAUUGCCUCUGCCCCCGAAUCAACCCCCAUAACAACUCCACCAGCGGUUCCCGAGAAUUACGAAGAACAGAACGUCCACGCCGUCUACGAACAAAUCGCGUCACACUUUUCCUCCACCCGCUACAAAGCCUGGCCCAUCGUGAAAUCCUUUCUCCAAAGCCUAGCGCCUGGCUCCAUAGGUCUAGACGUCGGCUGCGGCAACGGGAAAUACUUACUCGUCAACCCCGACGUCUUCAUCAUCGGUUCCGACCGCUCUACAAACCUCGCCAAAAUAGCCAGCGCUCACCAACCACACUCCGCCAUCGUAGCCGACACCCUAGCCCUUCCGCAUCCGGAAUCCAAAUUCGACUUCACAAUCAGCAUCGCCGUAAUCCACCACCUCUCCACCCCCGCCCGCCGCCGCGAAGCCGUAUCCUCCCUCCUCUCCACCCUCUCCUCCCCCUCGGGAAAAGCACUAAUUUACGUCUGGGCGCUCGAGCAAUCCUCCUCCCGUCGCGGCUGGGACAGUAAUAACCCGCAAGACGUCAUGGUACCCUGGGUAAUGCGGACUGGCAAAAAGCUGGCCUCGGAUGGAAGUAUCGAGACACCGGCAUCGGAGCAGACAUUCCAGCGCUACUACCAUUUGUAUCGGGCCGGCGAACUCGAGGAGGAUAUUAAAGCCGUGGGGGGUGUGGUGGUAGAGAGUGGCUACGAGAAGGAUAAUUGGUGGGCUAUUUGUUCGCGGGGGGGUGCGAGUGGAUGA